CCUGCCAUUUUGGUAAUACGCUCAGCAACCGUGUUACGAGACAGACUGAUGUUAGAAAAAUGUUCUCUUUUUUCAGGGCAUACUAACUACAUCAGCUGUUUUAAUAACUCACCUUUUAACAGAGUCACCCUCUGAAAAAUGUUUGGCAACACAUGCAAUCUCUUUAUUAGCAAUAAAACAUUCAUCCACAGCACUUUCAUUUUUUCUUUCAUUGACGCCAUAGCUUAUUUCAUCUUUGUGACUUUGUUAGCACGAGCCUUUUCAGUAAACUCAGAAUACGUUGCUUCGUGCAGCGUGUCAUAGUGCCGUAUGUUAAUGUUUCUUUCAUAGUUGCAACCAAUGCACUGCAAAUCUGACAUAUUACCUUGCCAUCAAAAUUAUUCAGUGAAACAAUAAUCAUCUGGCUAACGAUUUUGGAAUCUUCGAUGUUCCGUCUCCACCUUUCGCUUUCGUGAUAUCUAAAACGACUUUUUAGCAACUUAUUGUAAACAAAGUAAAAUAAUCAGUUUAAGCAAGCCUUCGCUUCGCUAUACCAAUCUAAUUAACGUGUGCUGUUCUGUUACAAGUGUUUGUGAGCAAACCGAUCCUGUGCGCCAUUUGAUUGGCUAUUUUACUGCCUUUGUGAGCUGCGAUUGGCUUAAUGGGCAUGCCACUCAUGUCACGCAGACGGCACGUUUGGUACGUGUUAUAGUAAAGAUGUGGGAUUUUUUUACAGAACAAUUUCAAAACGAGAUAGUACAUCAUUGUCAUUUCAGAACAUCAGAACAUUUUGUUAUUUGGACUGCGCUGCAUUUGGUUAGUAGUCGUUGUGGUGGUUUUGCUCACUUUCCUGAUUAAAAAAAAAAAAAAAAAAAAAGAAAAAGAAAAAAGAAAAAGCAGCCCUAUACAAUCGGUGAAUAGCUGAUGGUAUUGCCUGUCUUAGUGUGAACAUCGUUGAAGAUAAUGCCAGAAGGAGGCUGCACAAAAUGUGUCCCGCUGUUGAAUAAUAGUACUGUGCAAAGCAAAGACUAAAGAAGACGUGUCAGAUGGUAGGGAUUUACAGCUGAAUGAACGUAUUUCCCAGUUGAAUCUGAACAAGAGUAUAUAAGCAUUUGUAUAGGCUCCUCUGCAGAAUGUCAAGCAAGGAUCGGCACAUCGAUUCGAACUGCCCCUCAUACAUCAAGACAGAACCCUCCAGCCCUGCCUCCCUCACAGACAGCAUUAACCACCAUAGCCCCGGUGGGUCUUCGGAUGCCAGUGGCAGCUAUAGCUCCACCAUGAACGGGCACCAGAACGGUCUGGAUUCGCCCACACUCUAUGGUCCAAUGGCGGGCCUGGGGGCCAAUGGAGCUGCCCGCAAGCGCUACGAUGACUGCUCCAGCACCAUCACGGAGGACUCACAGACCAAGUGCGAGUACAUGCUCAACUCAAUGCCCAAGCGGCUGUGCCUUGUCUGUGGCGACAUCGCGUCUGGCUACCACUAUGGAGUGGCCUCCUGCGAAGCCUGCAAGGCUUUCUUCAAAAGGACAAUUCAAGGAAACAUCGAGUACAGCUGCCCAGCAACCAAUGAGUGUGAAAUCACAAAGCGCAGACGCAAGUCCUGCCAGGCCUGUCGCUUCAUGAAGUGUCUAAAAGUUGGCAUGAUGAAGGAAGGUGUGCGUCUAGACAGAGUACGUGGGGGGCGCCAGAAGUACAAGCGCCGAAUAGAUGCUGAAAACAGUCCGUAUUUGAACCCACAGCUUGUGCAGCCAGCGAAAAAGCCAUUCCCAUUUGGCUGCCUUGCAGAUAACAAGAUUGUGUCUCAUUUAAUGGUGGCUGAACCAGAGAAGAUCUAUGCCAUGCCUGACCCCACGGUCCCUGACAGCGAUAUCAAAGCCCUCACCACACUCUGUGACCUGGCCGACAGAGAGCUUGUAGUUAUCAUUGGAUGGGCAAAGCAUAUUCCAGGGUUCUCCACUCUGUCCCUUGCUGACCAGAUGAGCCUCCUGCAGAGUGCGUGGAUGGAGAUUCUGAUCCUGGGAGUGGUGUACCGGUCGCUGUCCUUUCAGGAUGAGCUGGUCUACGCUGAAGACUACAUCAUGGACGAAGAUCAAUCCAAGCUGGCAGGCCUGCUUGACCUUAAUAACGCCAUUCUGCAGCUGGUAAAGAAAUACAAGAGCAUGAAGCUGGAGAAGGAAGAGUUUGUCACCCUCAAAGCUAUAGCGCUUGCUAAUUCAGACUCAAUGCACAUAGAAGAUGUGGAAGCAGUUCAGAAGCUGCAGGAUGUCUUGCAUGAAGCCCUCCAGGACUAUGAGGCCAGUCAGCACGUGGAAGACCCACGCCGGGCUGGCAAGUUUCUGAUGACCCUGCCUCUCCUCCGUCAAACCGCCACCAAAGCUGUACAGCAUUUCUACAGCAUCAAACUGGAGGGCAAGGUCCCCAUGCACAAACUCUUUUUGGAAAUGCUGGAGGCCAAGGUCUGAUUUGAAACAUCACAGGCCUUUACCCGCUUUUCGUGCAGAGAGUGGGUUAUGGGAAAACAAAUUGAAACUUUAAAUAAGAGCGUGAGGGAUGAAAACUUUGUGUUUGAAUUAUAAAUAAUAAUAGUAAUAAUUACAAUAAAUACUGCACUGAUUAUUUAGCAGUAAGACUGAAACAACUCUUUUUUUCCUGACUUUCUAAAGCAGUUUUGUGCUGUCAAACUUUUUCAUAAAGAGGUCUCUAAUUGAAGAGAGAAGGAAGCCAGCCCUGCCAAAGGAUGGAAAUCCAUACAAUGGAUGCCAGCGAACUUAAGCGUUAUGUCCCAAGUAACAAAGGAAUCAAACUGAACCAGUUGCACCUUGUAGUACAGUAGAAUAUGGUGCGUUGACUGAAUGCAGUAUUAGGUUUCUAGGAGCAGUCUCUAAUUAGGUGACCAGAGACAUUUGGAUCGGCUGUUUCUUGUCAUUGCAUUUUCCAUCUAGAUCAGUUACAGCCAUUUGAUUCCUUAAUUGUUUUCUUUCAAGUCUUCCAGAUAAUUCUUAUGUUUUUCGCAACUUAUUGUAACUAUUUCAGGGAGUAGUUUAAGAUUUAUUCACUCAUGCAAUACUAAAACAACAAACAAAUACUGACUUUCUUUUUGGUACGGCUUAAGCAAUGAGUAACAACAAUGAAGGAAAGAUGAUGGUGGU
This is a messenger RNA of Polyodon spathula (Mississippi paddlefish), 3128 nucleotides long. Its product is annotated as estrogen-related receptor gamma. Gene Ontology annotation, cellular component: nucleus. The coding region runs from base 1113 to 2441 and encodes 442 amino acids. Gene Ontology annotation, biological process: regulation of DNA-templated transcription. The transcript is spliced from 7 exons. NCBI's taxonomy places the organism in Eukaryota, Metazoa, Chordata, Actinopteri, Acipenseriformes, Polyodontidae. Gene Ontology annotation, molecular function: steroid binding; zinc ion binding; sequence-specific DNA binding. The record is from RefSeq and is a predicted model, not a curated record.